Molecule: messenger RNA, 4286 nt
Organism: Varanus komodoensis (Komodo dragon)
Lineage: Eukaryota; Metazoa; Chordata; Lepidosauria; Squamata; Varanidae
Gene: GBE1
Product: 1,4-alpha-glucan branching enzyme 1
Exons: 17
Coding region: 144-2267 (707 amino acids)
Biological process (GO): glycogen biosynthetic process
Cellular component (GO): cytoplasm
Molecular function (GO): 1,4-alpha-glucan branching enzyme activity; hydrolase activity, hydrolyzing O-glycosyl compounds; cation binding
Source: RefSeq, a predicted model, not a curated record
ACAGACAGGGAGAAGAGGAAAGGGGAGGGUUACGGGAGAGGUCGGAAGUCCCCUUCUUACCAAAGUGUAUAUAGAGCAGGGAGGGCGCCGCUUCUGGUCAUAUCUUGGCACGGCGGCCGGAUCCUGCUACUACAGCUGCAAAGAUGGCUCUGUUAAGUCCGAAUGCGCCUGAACUGGAGCGAGUGCUGGAGAGAGACCCCUACUUGAUUCCUUUUGAGCAAGACUUCCAGCGCAGGUAUGCUGCCUUUCAUCGUAUUUUGAAGAACAUUGAAGAAAAUGAAGGCGGCCUUGACAAAUUCACAAGAAGCUACCAAACAUUUGGAAUUCACAGAUUUGUAGACGGAGGGCUGUACUGUAAGGAAUGGGCCCCCGGGGCAGAAGCAGUGUUUCUUACCGGUGACUUCAAUAACUGGAAUCCAUAUUCCCAUCCAUAUAAGAAAAUAGAUUUUGGGAAAUGGGAAUUGUUCAUCCCACCUGGGCCAGAUGGAUUUAAUCCUGUUUCACAUGGAUCAAAACUGAAGCUGGUGAUUCGAAGCCAGAAUGGAGAAAUUCUCUAUCGCAUUUCUCCUUGGGCAAGAUAUGUUGUUCGUGAAACUAACAGUGUGAACUAUGACUGGAUAUACUGGGAACCACCAACACCAUACAGACAGAGACAUCCUGUUCCUAAGAAGCCUAAAAGCUUAAAGAUCUAUGAAUCUCAUGUGGGAAUUGCUUCCCCUGAAGGGAAAAUAGCUUCAUAUAAAAACUUCACACACAAUGUACUUCCGAAAGUCAAGGAUCUUGGAUAUAAUUGUAUUCAGUUGAUGGCUGUGAUGGAACAUGCAUACUAUGCCAGUUUUGGUUAUCAGAUCACAAGCUUUUUUGCAGCUUCAAGUCGCUAUGGACCUCCAGAAGACUUGAAGGAACUGAUUGAUGUUGCCCACUCAAUGGGGAUUACUGUCCUGCUGGAUGUUGUACAUAGUCAUGCGUCAAAGAACUCUGAAGAUGGUCUGAACAAAUUUGAUGGUACAGAUUCAGCAUUUUUCCAUUCUGGACCUAGAGGAACACAUGCACUUUGGGACAGUAGACUUUUUAAUUAUGCAAACUGGGAAGUCUUGCGGUUUCUUCUAUCUAAUCUAAGGUGGUGGAUAGAAGAAUAUGCCUUUGAUGGCUUUCGAUUUGAUGGUGUUUCCUCUAUGCUAUACCACCAUCAUGGAAUUGGUGCGGUAUUCACUGGAGACUACAAUGAAUAUUUUGGUAUGCAUGUAGAUGAAGAUGCUGUAGCAUAUCUAAUGAUGGCAAACUACAUGAUACAUCUCUUGCAUCCAGAAUGUGUAACUAUAGCAGAGGAUGUGUCUGGAAUGCCAGGCCUUUGUUUUCCAGUAACAGGAGGAGGAGGUGGAUUUGAUUAUCGAUUGGCUAUGGCAAUUCCUGAUAAAUGGAUUCAGAUAAUUAAGGAACUUAAGGAUGAAGACUGGGAUAUGGGAAAUAUAGUCUUCACGCUAACAAACAGGAGAUAUGGAGAGAAAUAUAUUGCAUAUGCAGAGAGCCAUGACCAGGCACUUGUUGGUGAUAAGACCUUGGCAUUUCGUCUGAUGGAUGCAGAGAUGUAUAAUUAUAUGAGUGUUCUUUCACCUCUUACUCCAAUUAUUGAUCGAGGCAUGCAGCUUCAUAAAAUGAUUCGCCUCAUUACUCAUGCACUUGGAGGAGAGGGUUAUCUCAACUUCAUGGGUAAUGAGUUUGGGCACCCAGAAUGGUUGGACUUUCCAAGACAAGGCAAUAACGAAAGCUACCAUUAUGCUAGGAGACAAUUUCACUUAGCUGAUGAUCAACUUCUUCGCUAUAGAUUUCUUAAUGCAUUUGACAGAGAUAUGAACAAAUUGGAAGAAAGAUUUGGCUGGCUCUCAUCACCUCCGGCCUAUAUUUCAGAGAAGCAUGAAUCAAACAAAGUUAUUGCUUUUGAGAGGGCAAGUCUCCUAUUUAUAUUUAAUUUCCAUCCAUCUAAAAGCUAUACAGAUUACCGAGUGGGUCUACAGACACCAGGAAAGUAUAAAAUUGCACUGGAUUCUGAUGCUCCAGAAUAUGGAGGGCAUAGCAGAUUGGACCACAAUACAGAAUUCUUCUCACAGCAAUAUUCACACAACCAUCGACCUAAUUCUGUUUUGCAACCCAAUUCACUGAGUGAAAGUGAUGGCCAGCCCCGAGGAUACCAGCACACACACCACCUGGAGGUGUACAUUCCAAGCAGAGUGGCCAUAGUGCUUCAGAAUAUGGAUCUCCAGAACUAAGGACUUGCAGCCUACAACAACGGUCAUUAAUGUAAAAGGCAAACAAUAGUUUGAUCGUAGUAGUAUCCAGCUUCUAUUCUUUGAAAACAUUUCUAUAUGAAGAUAAUGUUAAUACUGCAAGAUUCAAAUGUGUACUUAUUAUUUAUUUCUAGACACAGAGUUUUCUAAUUAUGUUUAUUCAAAGAAAGCAUAUAUAAAAGCAGAAAUAAGAAAAACUCAGUGUUCCAGAAUUUGAUUUCAGGAUAUCUGGUAUCCUUGAUGUAUUAUCAAGAAUACUGUGGUCUAAUUAAAAAGGGAAAGAAAAGAAGAAGAAAAAAUCAUGUUCUGUUUUCAACAAUUUGUUCCAGUUCCAUGUAUAAUUUGGUACUAAAUGCAUUUUUCUCAUUAAACUACAUUUUGUAUAAGAAAUAAUUAUAGAUCACAAUGACAGUUUGCCAGAAAAGGCAGCCCUAUGUACUUCUUUGACACUAGAUUCCAAGUUCUAAAGGUUUUUGUGCUUUUCUUAUGUUAAACCAGUAGGAUUCUGGGUGGGAGGUUUGUUAGACUUAAUGUAUGUUUCCAAGAAAAAGUUCCAGGAGAAUCAUAAGGCUGGAAAGAUGCCAUUUACAAAAACAUUGGCAGUAAGACUUGAAUCUCAUUAAUUUACCACUACUCAAGCUUUAUGGCAAUGGUGAAUUCAUUUGUGCCAGAGCAUUUUUAUAUAUUGUAACAAGUAAAAUAUUAACUGCAUAAAACAAAAUGCUAUAGCGUCUACAGCAGCUGCCCCAAAAAUGGGGCCCGACACACUUUUGGACUGCCAGCUUUCUUUCCAGCAUUCCUCACUUCAGGUCAUAGUGGUCCCAGCUGCUGGAAGCUGAAGCCCAAAAGAGUGGAAUAUCAGGUUGGGAAAGACUGGCCUACAGUGCUGAGAGUCAAAGGUACCAGAUAGAAAAGAAAUGAGAUUCUACCUGCUUAAAAGUACUUUGAAUAUUGUGUCUUAUGAGGCUUGCACUAUAGGAAGAAUAGUAUAGCAUCACAAGCAUCACAUCAGUCCCAAACCUCUUCCCGAAUGAAGUUAGCUGAUAAAUUCUAUACUCUCUUAUCUUAGCUUGUGUUAAAGCAUGUCAUAGUCACCAUACACAUCCUACUUGACUACAAAAUUUCUGUUACCUAUGAAUGGACCAUGAAGGAAAACUAUUUCAAGCAACCUGGUUGUGUAAAAUAAAUAUUAUUCAUUAUAUAAGCUAUGUUCUAUAAUACUUAGUACUUCUCCAUAAAACGGGGAAUGAAUUCUGCCUUAUGGAUUUAAAGAAACAAUUACAAAGUUGCAGAAAUAUCUUGGAUUUUUUUUAUAGGACACCAAGCUAUUUUUCUUCAUGAUCAGUUUUCAUAAUCAGAUAUUCAUCAGAGAAAAUGUCUGCAAAGGAAAUUCUGCUUGAUAGUUAUUUGAAAUAACCAUCUUUGUCUCACUUUGUAAAACAUCAAAGUACUUGUGUCAGUAUUCAUAGUACCAGAGAGGUAUAGAUGGGAAGAUGUCUUAGGAAUUGUUUCCUAAACCAAGCCAGGGGAGGGGAGGGGGGCUUCCAUGAAAACACAACAAAACUUUUUAUACUGUCUCUAGCAAAUUCAGUUAUUUGUAAAUGGCACUUCUGCUGUAUUAAGUUCAUACUAUCGCCUGAGAAAUAAUAUGUUGUUAUUUUAAUUCACAAUCUACCUAUUUUUCAAUGGCCAGCUUGUUUAACAAGACCCAAAUAGGUUACUGUUUCCAUAUUUAAAAGUAGAGCAAAUCAGUAAUUGUUUAACAGCCCUUAAAACAUGAGGCAUUAUAAACAUCUCUAUAAAUGUGGUAUGCUUUUGUCAAUUGAUGUAUUGAUACAUAAUUUUUACUGACCCUGUAUCCAGGCAUCUAAAAGCAGUUAAUCAAUAUUGUCCAUGUCAGUUUUUGUGGAAGAAAAGCAAUAAAUAUGUAAUACAUCAGAAACUGCAACAUCACCUACAAUAAACAGACAAUAAAAAUACUGCUUGUGGUAGUGUCAAAGU